Molecule: messenger RNA, 2083 nt
Organism: Homalodisca vitripennis (glassy-winged sharpshooter)
Lineage: Eukaryota; Metazoa; Arthropoda; Insecta; Hemiptera; Cicadellidae
Product: alpha-tocopherol transfer protein-like
Exons: 7
Coding region: 106-897 (263 amino acids)
Cellular component (GO): membrane
Molecular function (GO): phosphatidylinositol bisphosphate binding
Source: RefSeq, a predicted model, not a curated record
AUGGUGCGAUUCUAGCGGCGUGUGGCGGCGUAUGUCGCAACUGUUCACAGAUAACAGCUCUGGUGCGCUAUCAGUGUUGAGAACCUCGCAUAGUGCACUGCGGACAUGGAGACACAAAGAGUGGAAGCCUUGGCCAGCCUCAGGACUCUUGUUCAAGAUGAAAAAGACUUAUUUGUCGGAAGCCCCAUAGAUGACAAUCUACUCCUUCAGUAUCUUCACUAUGCGAACUUCAACGUAGAUGAAGCAUUUGAAAAGAUGAAGGUGGUGUACAGCCUGAAGGCACAAAACAGUGAGUGGUACGCCCACAGGCGGGAUCCUGCUGUACAUGAUGUAAUCCUCAAGAAGGGAGUCCAUCUCAUGUUGGACAACAGAGACCAGCUGGGGCGCAGAAUCUAUCUGCUCAGGCUUGGUAACAGAAAUCUGGUGUACGGUGCCCAUGAGCCACACGAGAUGUUCCAAGUAGAUGACCUGUGGUUGAGCUUGGCUUUGGACGAGGAAGAGACACAAAAGAAUGGACUGGUAAUGAUUUUCGACAUGGAAGGCAUGCCGUGGAAGUUCCUCCGUUACUUCACUCCUCACAUAGUCAGGGUUACCACGACUAAGGCGGAGAAUAUUCCGGUACGCAACAUCCAGUUCCACGUGGUGAACCCUGGACUUCUGCUGCACACCGUCAUCCAGCUCGUCUUCCCCUUCCUCAGCCAGGCUACCAAAGAGCAGGUGUUUUUUCACAAGAAACUGGAGGGUUUACACGCGCACGUAUCCCCGAGCGCCCUGCCCGUGGAAUAUGGUGGGGAGAGACCUGCCCUAGAUCCAUCCUCUCUCGCCGCCAAGUACCUGGAUGCGAGAAACAAUCGAAUUGCUGAGUUGCUAUCUUAUGGUUACAACGUGACCAAAUGAUGCCGGCAGUAACGUUGAGUAUGAUGCAGGACAACCAUAACCUUGAUGGAAGGAUCAAGAAAGUGCGGCGAGUAGAGUAUGAUUUCGAGUUGGAGCGUUUGAGUUGGUGUGUGUUCCAGGCACAGCGUAGGAUAGUAUUUUUUAGAAAAAACUCUAACAUUUUGUUUUAUAAGAAACUGAAUAUAUAGUUCCAGGUUCUAACUGUACAGGUAUAUCACUUGUGGAUUUUCUUUAUAGGAAUUUAAUAAUAAACAUCGUCCCUCAUCGAUUUUAACAAGGGUUGAUAACAUUAAUUAUAUUUUGAACCACCCAAUCAUUUAACAAUUGAUUAUUACUCAUUUACUCAAAUUACUCAUAAACAAGUUCAUAUAAAACAUGUUUUGCAGACACAGAUCUCAUUUAUGUCACCUUUUCACUGCCGAAUUAUACGUUAAAAGUUUUACUGUAAUUUAAAUUGAAAGUAAUAUCUCAUUCAAAAUGUAAAAUUUAAUUCUAUACAUAUUAUAUGAUAUUAAUACAUUUUGGAUUUCACUUCCCCUAUUUUAGGAAACAAAAUUGUGAGUCUCGUUAAAUAGAACCUUUCCCUACUGUUCUAAAUCUGAAAUCUUUAAAGCAUUUACAAUUUUUAGUUGACAUGUAAAAUAUCACCUUCUUUUAGGAUAUUUUGAGGUACACUUUAUAAAGUAUUACAUGAUUUAGAGAAAUUAAAAGCAAUUUUUUAUUUAAUGGUAAGAACGCUAAAAACGUUUUUGAUUCUUUAUUUAUUAUUAUUUCCAUUUAAAAAGUUUAACACAGCAACAGAUACUCUUAAUAAACACGUAGAAAACAGUAGACUAUACUUAAAUUUGUAAUUAUAGCUGAAUUUCUCAAUGAUGUAAUAACUUUUUCUUUGGAAAGUUUCCUGUUAUAAUAUCUGCAACAUUUCCUUCUCUGAUUUUUGAAGCUUAUUAUUUUUUUAUCAAAUAGCAAUGAAUUUCACAUUUCAAAAGGUAUGUACUGCUGUUAUAAUAGUAGAACAGUUCGUUUGUACUAUUCUAUAGUGUAAGUAUUUGUUGUAAUCGAAGAGAGAUGUUUGUACGGUACAGAUCUUUUCGAGUCUAUAAAUGACUAUAUUACAUAGAUUGAUAUUAUUGUUUUGGUAAAGUUUACUCAAUUUUAUAAAUUAAUAAUAAAAUAUAUUUAUUUA